Messenger RNA from Actinia tenebrosa (Australian red waratah sea anemone), 1928 nucleotides. RefSeq lists its product as uncharacterized. The record is from RefSeq and is a predicted model, not a curated record. NCBI's taxonomy places the organism in Eukaryota, Metazoa, Cnidaria, Anthozoa, Actiniaria, Actiniidae.
AUCACUGUUUAAUAAUUAUUGUUCUACCGAAACAAAGGGUUAAUUAUUAUAACAGUUUAACUGUUCAAGAUCAUUCACAAUCAUGUUAGCUGUGUUUGUGUUGCAUUACUAGUGAAAACCAGGCCUUAAAGGAAAAUACUCCUCAAAACGUACAAGAAAUCGUAAAGGUAAGCAAAAUGCAAAAUACUGUAAAUAUUUCAAAUUUGAUCGUACCUAAUCACCAUAUCCCAUGAAAAAAAUAUGCCCAAAAUGUAGAAAAAGAAAGAUAUAUGUCACAGAAUAAAAGUACACAAAAUAUCUGCAGCGUAGGUAAGGUUAACGAAAGGUGCCGGACAUUCCGUCGAUCCCGAAGUCCUCGGUUCCAGUUAAAAUUUCCGCGCUGAAUCCAAACAUUAUAGGUGAUUGACACGUUAUUGUUGCAAGCAAUACGUCCACUACUUCUCGCUGCACAAGACACGAGAUCUUAACGAUCCAUCCAGCAAAAUGAAUUUGUACGAAGAUUCAGUUAUUGAUGAUUUAUUGGUAAGGGGAGAGCAAGCAAGACAGAAAAGAUCGCACAAAAGACGACGGUUAAAGCCUGAUGAAGUGCCUGAUAACACUAAUCUCAGGUUAGAGACACAACCACAACAGGAUACAUCUUCCAGUAACUGGUUCAAGGAGAUGAUAUCAUAUCCCUGCACUAAAAGGCUUUCACUGAUGGAAUCCUUCACACUUUGGUCAGCAAUUCUUUUAUAUCUCCCAAUUGGCUUGUUUGUGCUGCUAAACCCUGGAAACAGUCUCAUUCCAGUCAUGAAAGACAACAAUAUCUACACAACAGGCUACCAAAGGAUUUGUGGAAUCCACACCAUCAUUGUUGCUUUUCUCUGCGUUAUUUUCUCCAGAGCAAUAGGGAGUAAUUCCAUCAAAGGUGUCAUCUUAGGCACAAUACUAAUAAGAACAGUCUAUGCAAGUGCCUGCUUGUAUUUGUUAUAUAUACGCCAGUAUAUUCCCAUCUCGAUUUUGUAUAUCACUUUAGCAAUAGAUGCUGGCCUCUCAUUUAUUACUUUUAUAUUAUGGUUCUAUCAGAAUCCAGAGGCAUCUUUGAAACAGUAUUUCAAAGCCAUUUGGCAGCUGAUCAAUCCCUCAAGCUGUCCAUUACAUUCUUCUUCAAAUGUGGUUCAAGUCCUUGGUUUUAUCCAAUGUAUUUUGGGAAUGUUUUUCUUUAUUUUCCCCAAUAUAGCACUCCUAGUAUUUCAGAUCAACCCUAAAAACAUCCAUGGAUACUCCAAAGGAUGGCUAUCCAUCGGGUUUAUGUCUUCAGCGGCAAUAGGUUUCAUUCAUGCUCUUUCUGGUGGUGUUGACAGCAAGUCAUAUAAUAUUGCUGUGAUUUCCUAUAGAAUCAUAUACAGCAUCCCUGUAGUGACAUGCUUAGGUUUGUGGGGACAAAUACCAAGUGCUUUAGGACUUUACUAUGUUUCUCUUGAUGGAAUUUGUGCUUUUGUAACUUUUAUAGUACUUUAUAGAGAGUCUUUAACUUCUAGUCAAAAAAUAAACAUGAACUAGUAGACUAUUACAAGUCGUGCAUUCUGUCAGAUUACCUAAGCUACAAUAUAGAUACAUAAAUAUAAUAUAAGUUGAACACAGUAUAAAAAGGUAUGCUGUUUUGGACAUUGGUCCUUUAUUAUGCCUGAAUAUUCUAAAAGAUAAAACAAAAACUAGCAUUUUACUUACUAUCAUUUUGCCUAUAAGGUUUUGGUGAAAUUUUUAAGGUUUCAGCUAUUUACUAUUUAUACUAAAACAAUGCACUAUUGGGCCGCUAUGGCUUAUAAGAUUAAUAAUGAUUAUGAUAGGAAAUGUUUUAAUAUCUAAGAGAGAAAUGUUUUAAAAAUAUAUAUAAAGAGGAGGCCUUUAAAAGUUUAUAAGUAAGAUAUAUAUUAUUAUUGAUAAUA